AUGUCUUUGAGACCUAUAACAAAGAUAGCCUUCAUCGGCGCAACGGGCCGUCUCGGCGCGCCGGUUGCCGCAGAACUGGCGAAAACCUUCGAGGUCCGGGCGAUUGUCCGCUCCACGGACAAGGCCAAGAGUAUGCUUCCCUCAAAUAUAGAGAUCAUUCAGGGGGAUCUGCAGGACAUCCCGAGCCUACGCGCCGCCCUUGACGGGAUGGACGCCAUUUACGCCAAUCUUGCCACAGAGACAGCGGACCUGACCCUUCCAUUCUACGAAGAGCGGGAAGGUGUGCAAAACUUGAUGACCGCCGCACAGGGGCUGGACAUUCAGUAUAUCGCGAAAAUCGGGGCUCUAGGCGCCUAUCCUCCAGCCCUUAAGAACAUCAAGGAUAACAUGGUGCCGAACAUCAUCAGGAUGGAGGGACAUAAGAUAAUCGCGGAAUCCGGCAUCCCCUACACCUUCUUUGCGCCGACCCAUUUCAUGGAACUGCUUCCAAACAUGAUCGACAAGGGCGCACUUCAAUGGAUCGGAAAUACGGAGGUGAAAGUCUAUUGGAUCAGCGUCGCCGACUAUGCGCGACAGGUGGUCAGGGCCUUUCAGAAUUAUUCGGCAAUGCCCGAGCAUUGUCCAGUUCAGGGACCCGAGGCCCUCUCCGUCCAACAGGCGAUGGAGCAGUUCAUCCAGAAUUACGACCCCACGCUGAAGAUUCGUGUCGCGCCUUUGUGGGUGAUCAGGGUGAUCGGCCUCUUCAAUUCGAAAAUGAAGUUCGUCGCUCAUCUGUUUGCGUAUUUUGGGAACCACGAAGAUCCCUUCUACGCCGAGCAAACCUGGAAAGAACUUGGCAAACCGACGGUAACCCUCGAAAUGUUUGCGAAAAGUCUUCAUCAGAACCGUGCGGCAACAUGA
Molecule: messenger RNA, 900 nt
Organism: Lachancea thermotolerans CBS 6340
Lineage: Eukaryota; Fungi; Ascomycota; Saccharomycetes; Saccharomycetales; Saccharomycetaceae
Product: SDR family oxidoreductase
Exons: 1
Coding region: 1-900 (299 amino acids)
Source: RefSeq, a predicted model, not a curated record